AUGGCAUUGCCUCUACCUCCGGGCCUCGUGCCCGCCGAAGUGGCUUUCCUGUGCGAAAUGGAGCUCGUCACAAUUGUCCCCCGCCAGCGGCUAGAAAGCAUCGAUCUCCUAAGCGGUGCAACUCCAGCUUUGCGGCCCCCGGCACGUGCCAACUUGCCUCUCUGGCUGGCACUCCUCCUCAAGAAGCAACGGCGAGCAAACAUUGUCCCUCCGCAGUGGCUCCAUCCGACCUCCCUCGCCAAGAUCGUACACCAAGAAACGACCCUCGAACCCGACGCCUUCUCUGCUCCCCCACCACCUCCGAUGCGCGCCGACAGCAGAGGCAAUGCCCGUCGACUAGGCGCGACUCUCGACGAAACCCUGUCACCGCCGUUCCUGCCGUCAUGUACAGCCGAUGCGCCCCCGAAUGCUCUUCCUUACCACUGGUUCGAGCUCGCCGAGGUCCUACUGGCCCACGCAUCCGACGACAUACCUUCCACUUCCGAAGUGAGAUCUCUCCUCAAGGACCUUCAGGAAGUUCGCUCCGCCAAGAUGCGUAAGAGUACGCAGGACUUGUCUAACGGCGUGAGCGGUGUCAUGAGUCUGCGCGGAGUUGGUGCGAUGGAGCUGGCCGAGAGUCGCGGCUUCUUCUUGGGCGUCAUAGAGGGCGUACGGAAGAUUGGCGCCAGUGCGGAGGCUAGCAGACGUGAGGAAGAGGAGGAACGGGGCAGCGGGGACGGCGAUUACGACGAAGACGAAGAUAUGCUAUGA
This is a messenger RNA of Colletotrichum orchidophilum, 750 nucleotides long. RefSeq lists its product as uncharacterized. The coding region runs from base 1 to 750 and encodes 249 amino acids. The record is from RefSeq and is a predicted model, not a curated record. The transcript is spliced from 2 exons. Gene Ontology annotation, cellular component: GINS complex; nucleus. NCBI's taxonomy places the organism in Eukaryota, Fungi, Ascomycota, Sordariomycetes, Glomerellales, Glomerellaceae. Gene Ontology annotation, biological process: double-strand break repair via break-induced replication; DNA replication.